Dalotia coriaria is the source of this 1450-nucleotide messenger RNA. It is a transcript of the gene Marc, whose product is annotated as Mitochondrial amidoxime reducing component. Gene Ontology annotation, molecular function: catalytic activity; pyridoxal phosphate binding; molybdenum ion binding. The transcript is spliced from 5 exons. The record is from RefSeq and is a predicted model, not a curated record. The coding region runs from base 16 to 1236 and encodes 406 amino acids. Lineage: Eukaryota; Metazoa; Arthropoda; Insecta; Coleoptera; Staphylinidae.
AUGCCCCGAUAACACAUGCAUAGCAUAGUUCCUGAUAGUAUUAACGUAUUUAACAGGCCCCGCUGGUGUACUUUAACUCCACAGUAUCACAAUGCGAGCCGGCGCGCCGAUCUGAGUAAACACAAUAAAUAUACGCCGGUUAUCGCCGGUCACAGUAAGUCGGUAGUCAACGACAAAAUGCGCGCCGUGUCGGUGGAAAGUGCGGUGGCAACCAGCGUCGUCGCGUUAACAGGCCUUCUCGGCGCCGUCUGGAUGUACCAGCGUCAUAGAAACACCCAAAAAGACAACAAACCACCCGCAGAAUGGCGAGAAGUAGCCACCAUCCAGAAGAUUCACCUGUAUCCGUUGAAAAGUGGUCGUCGGGUCGAGUUACAAUCGGCGGAAUGUACGAAAUUUGGUUUGAAGCACAAUAGUCGAUAUGAAAAGGCUCUACAGUUAUAUGACCGAUCAUUUCUUGUCGUUGGGGCUGAAAAUGGAGAGUUUAAAACAGCUCGUACAUUUCCCAAAAUGGUUCUCAUCGAGGUGGGUGUCCACGACGAAUGGCACGUGAGUUUUGAAGCUCCUGGAAUGCGUCAACUUUACGUGAAAAUACCAAAAGAAGGUGACGUCAAAGCCACAAAGAUAACUCUUCAUCAAAAAGAAGAAAUCUUUGCUCUGGAUUGUGGAGAUGAAGCAGCAAGCUGGUGUUCACGUUACAUCUAUGGUAAAGACACAGGUUUACGUCUGGUCUUCCACGAUGCUGCUGAUGAACACAAACGUGAUCUACGGCCAACUCAUCAAAAGAUGUUAAACAACUAUACAGAAUUAAAUACAUCCACUGGGUUGUAUUCUGAUCUUACUGCUGUUAUGAUGAUCAAUCAAGCUUCCAUUGAUGAUUUAAACACUAAAAUCGAAUCGGAUACUGUUAUUACGUCUGAAAACUUCCGCCCGAAUCUUAUUAUUAGUGGAGAUGGAGCACCGCCAUUCAUUGAAGAUUAUUGGGCAUGGAUCAAGAUUGGAGAUGUUAUUCUGAAGAAUGUCAAACCCUGCACGAGAUGUAUGUUUACUACAAUUGAUCCAGAGAAUGGCACAAGGAAUCAGGAUAGGGAACCAUUGCAUACUCUUGAGAAGUAUAGAAAAUUGAAGAAUGUUUUGCAUAAAGAAUAUGAAGGAGAGUUGACUGUCAUGGGAGCCAUGUUGGGAGUACAUCAAGGAGGUGAAAUCAAUGUUGGUGAUACCAUUUACGUUGGUAUUUAACCAAAUAAAUAAAUAAUUUUAAUUGUUCAGUUUUAAAUAUGUAGUGUAACUUAUGUCAAGACUGUACUUGUUAAUUGUUCAAAUUGCUUAUUGCUUAUUGUAAUUAGUUAUACUUCAUAAAGAAAGCGCAGUGAGUGUUAAUUACUUGUAGUAGGUUCAAGAUCGUGUUCAAAAGUGUUUUAUUACGAUAAUUAAAUAAAAGUAUGAAGUGUUA